This is a messenger RNA of Rhodofomes roseus, 966 nucleotides long. RefSeq lists its product as uncharacterized. The transcript has 3 exons. Bases 1 to 966 code for a protein of 321 amino acids. The record is from RefSeq and is a predicted model, not a curated record. Lineage: Eukaryota; Fungi; Basidiomycota; Agaricomycetes; Polyporales; Fomitopsidaceae.
AUGUGGCCGUUCUCACAGCACUCGCCCGAACGCGAAUAUGUCUCGCUCAUGUACAAGACGACUGCUUGCUACGCCAGCUGGGACCCUUUGAGGCCUGUACACGUAGGCGAUUUCGGCCGACUUCAAGACGAUGGGUCUUUCGCGCCGCAUGGCAACAUCUUCGCUGAAGGCCUCGCCGGGAAGUACAAGAUCGAGAAGCACACACAAGGACAAGACAAACUCCGCUAUGUCGUUUCCAACAACGGCAAAGAGGUCUCUGUGGCACCGGAUGUAGAUAUUUCUCUGGAAAGCAUCGUCGAAGGGCACAUCAAACACAAAGUUACAUUCUCCAAGGGUCGCGGCGCGCUCCUCGCCAUGCUGAAACCCCGCCUUACCACUGUAACCUACCCGGGUCGUCUGUCUCGCCUCCUUGCUGACCGCGAGUGGUCGGACUUUGUCCUCGUGUCUGAGGCCUACACGUGCAGAUCGUACGCUCGUCUCCUCACCUCUACCUCGUCGAAGGAAGUCACUGUCGGUCUGGGUGCGAGCUUGCCCGUCGCGGCUGCCGCAGGCGUGCCGGUCAACGUGGGCGGAGACAUUGACGUCCAUUGGCACACGGACGCCCAUAGCGGAGACUGGAAGUGUGCCCAUCACGAACCCGUAAUGCGUCGAGGCGUCUCAUCUACUGCGGAGGAAGACAAGCUCAGCAAUGAAGAGAACGGGAGUGAGCCUCUUUGCUACCCCCUCUUCAAGCUUGUCGCGAUUCGUCGACCCUUCGGCUCCCCUGUUUCUACCGUUCGAGCAUUCGACUUUGAGCUCCCAAACGUGGUCCCGCCCUGGAUGAAGGAUCCGAAAGAGGAGAAAGAAGAGGCCGAGAACAAUGAUGCGACCAUACCGACAAGGGGCGAGGAGGUACCGGAAUACUCUUGGAGAGACUUAUUCAAGUCUUUGACGUCGUGGAUUUGCUCCCAGGUGUCGGCUGUGUGA